This is a messenger RNA of Callithrix jacchus (white-tufted-ear marmoset), 1527 nucleotides long. RefSeq names its product nei like DNA glycosylase 1 (gene NEIL1). NCBI's taxonomy places the organism in Eukaryota, Metazoa, Chordata, Mammalia, Primates, Cebidae. Gene Ontology annotation, biological process: base-excision repair. Gene Ontology annotation, cellular component: nucleus. The record is from RefSeq and is a predicted model, not a curated record. Gene Ontology annotation, molecular function: damaged DNA binding; zinc ion binding; DNA N-glycosylase activity.
AGGGUGACUUCCCCCAACCGCAGACAGGGGCGACCCGGGGCCUCAGACCUGCUCCCGCAUCCGCUGGCGCCGGGCAGUGGGAAGCCAGGUUUCUCCGCCAUCUCCCAGCCAGGACUCCGCCACCCUCCCUCAGGAUGCCCGAGGGCCCGGAGCUGCACCUGGCCAGCCAGUUUGUGAACGAGGCCUGCAGGGCGCUGGUGUUCGGGGGCUGCGUGGAGAAGUCCCCCGUCAGCCGCAACCCCGAGGUGCCCUUUGAGAGCAGCGCCUACCGCAUCUCGGCUUCCGCACGUGGCAAGGAGCUGCGCCUGACUCUCAGCCCCCUGCCUGGGGCCCAGCCCCCCCAGGAGCCGCUGGCCCUGGUCUUCCGCUUCGGCAUGUCUGGCUCCUUCCAGCUGGUUCCCCGCGGGGAGCUGCCACGCCACGCCCACCUGCGCUUUUACACGGCUCCGCCCGGCCCCCAGCUCGCCCUGUGUUUCGUGGACAUCCGCCGGUUCGGCCACUGGGAUCUUGGGGGCAAGUGGCAGCCGGGCCGCGGGCCCUGCGUCUUGCAGGAGUACGAGCAGUUCAGGGAGAAUGUGCUACGAAACCUAUCGGACAAGGCCUUUGACCGGCCCAUCUGCGAGGCCCUCCUGGACCAGAGGUUCUUCAAUGGCAUUGGCAACUAUCUGCGGGCGGAAAUCCUGUACCGGCUGAAGAUCCCUCCCUUUAAGAAGGCCCGCUCGGUCCUGGAGGCCCUGCAGCAGCGCAGGCCGAGCCCAGAGCUGACCCUGAGCCAGAUCAAGGCCAAGCUGCAGAACCCCGACCUGCUGGAGCUGUGCCACUCAGUGCCCAAGGAAGUGGUCCAGCUGGGGGGCAAAGGCUACGGGUCAGAGAGCGGGGAGGAGGACUUUGCCGCUUUUCGCGCCUGGCUCCGGUGCUAUGGCAUGCCGGGCAUGAGCUCCCUGCAGGACCGGCAUGGCCGCACUAUCUGGUUCCAGGGGGAUCCUGGACCCUUGGCACCCAAAGGGGGCAAGUCCCGAAAAAAGAAAUCCAAGGCCACGCAGCCGAGUCCUGAGGACGGAGUCGAGGACCGUCCACCUCCAAGCAAGGCCCCUUCCAGGACACUUAGGGCAAAGAGAGACCUUCCUGAGAGAACUGCAACCCAGCGGCCUGAGGCGACCAGCUUCCAGCAGGACCCAGAGGCUCCCAAAAUCCCCAAGAAGGGGAGGAGGAAGGGACGACAGGCAGCCUCUGGCCAGCGCAGACCUCGGAAGGCCAAGGCUGACACCCCAUCCUUGGAACUGGAGGGGACCUCAGCCUCUUAGCAGGAGGGUCUCCUUGUUUGCACCCGCCCUUUCUUGUUGCCUUGCCCUGAAUCUGGGGUCUGUCUGAAUUCUCGGGAGUGGGCAGUGUCUGAAUUCUUAGAAGGUGCAAAUGCCCGACAGCUGCUCCCGGGACAACUGUGAUGUUUUUAACUGCACCCCACCUUCCACAUCCCUCAAGCUCAUGUGAAAAAUGCUGUAUUUUUAAUAAACUGAUAAAUGUGAA